AUGCUUUUUAUUAGAACAAGAAUUAUCUUUGAUAAUAUUAAAAAUCAAGUACAUUAAAUUUAAUAAUUGAUAAAUUACUCUUUUAUCAGACAUGCAAUUCUUCACCAAUCCUUUCCAAGGACUAGUUGUCGUUCAAAAAGAUACAUGCUCUCCGGUAACUGUUAUUGAUGACAUCGGUUAUCAAUAUCUUAAAGAUAAAAACUGCGUUUCUUUGUACCACGGAUCUAAACAACGCGACUACUAUCAGCUUCCCGGUGAAUUGAUUAAAGCUUCUGAAGUAGAAAAUGUUGAGGUCAAAUUCUUGAGCGCUAAAAAAUUGAGAGAAAGAAACAGAGACGCUGCAGAAGGAGAUGAUAUUCUCGCCUUUGAUGACCGCGAAUCAAGCAGUUUAAAUGAGACAAUGGAUCAUUCUCAACAAAAUGAAGUAAGUUCUGCUUAUAAUCUUGCGGAAUCAGUUGCAUCAUCAGAAACAUUCGAUUCUCAAUCUUCUUCACCUUCAGAAGUUCCUAGUUCUUUUAUGGAUGUAGAAACUCCGGCUAAAAAUAUAUUUAAAGUUCCAUCUAAUAAAGUUCAUUCGAGUGCUAAAGACUAUAACAAUUAUAAGGUCAAUAGAAGUGAUGCGUCUUCUGAAGAGUUUGAUAAUAGAACAAUAUAUUCAGAUUCAGAUUUGUCUUAUAGUACAACAUCUCCAUCAGUUGUUAAUUCCAAAAAUAAGAAGAAAUAUUUAUAAUUAUUUAAUGGAAACAUUAGUGAGAUAUAUUUGAAUAUAAAUUUAUAAAAUUGAAUAAUUGAAAAAUUUUUUUUU
This is a messenger RNA of Cotesia glomerata, 805 nucleotides long. RefSeq lists its product as uncharacterized. Lineage: Eukaryota; Metazoa; Arthropoda; Insecta; Hymenoptera; Braconidae. The transcript has a single exon. The record is from RefSeq and is a predicted model, not a curated record. The coding region runs from base 92 to 730 and encodes 212 amino acids.